Nannospalax galili (Upper Galilee mountains blind mole rat) is the source of this 551-nucleotide messenger RNA. RefSeq names its product interleukin-36 gamma-like. The record is from RefSeq and is a predicted model, not a curated record. The transcript has 5 exons. Gene Ontology annotation, molecular function: cytokine activity; interleukin-1 receptor binding. Gene Ontology annotation, biological process: cytokine-mediated signaling pathway; cellular response to lipopolysaccharide; inflammatory response to antigenic stimulus. NCBI's taxonomy places the organism in Eukaryota, Metazoa, Chordata, Mammalia, Rodentia, Spalacidae. Bases 60 to 551 code for a protein of 163 amino acids.
UCUGUCUCCUGGACAUCCCCUAAAGAGUCUUCCUCACCAGGUGCCAGGACAACGCAAUUAUGAAAAACAAUGAAGAGAAAAUUUUCAAUGGAGCAACAAAUACUCCUCAGACUGGAAGUGUUUCUGACUUGGACCAUCAGGUGUGGAUCCUUCAAGGUCAGAUGCUUGUGACAGUUCCACGGACUAACAGUGUAGCUUCAGUUACGGUCACUGUUCUCCCAUGCAAGUACCCAGAGUCCCUUGAGCAAGGUAAAGGGAAUCCCAUCUAUUUGGGAAUCCAGAAUCCAGAUAUGUGUCUGUGCUGUGAGGAAACUGACGGACAGCCCACUUUGCAGCUGAAGGAGGAGAAGAUUUUGGAUCUCUACAACCAACCUGAGCCCGUGAAGCCCUUCCUCUUUUACCAUGCCCAGACGGGUACAACUUCCACCUUCGAGUCUGUGGCCUUCUCCGGCUGGUUCAUCGCCUCCUCCAAGAAAGGCCAGCCCAUCUUCCUCACUUCAGAACAGGGGAAAUCUUACAACAUUAAUUUCAAUUUUUAUAGAAAGCCUUGA